Molecule: messenger RNA, 720 nt
Organism: Chaetomium fimeti
Lineage: Eukaryota; Fungi; Ascomycota; Sordariomycetes; Sordariales; Chaetomiaceae
Exons: 1
Coding region: 1-720 (239 amino acids)
Source: RefSeq, a predicted model, not a curated record
AUGCCCGAGGAAUGGACGAAGCGGCAUGCGUACCUGUCAGCGUUGUGCCGUUCGCUCCGCGAUACGGACUUCCACGAAUGGGGCUUUGUUAUCUACCGCGGUGUGUACGGUGACGACGAUGCGUGGAACUCGUUCCUUCAGUGUCUUCGGGACAAUGUGCACCUGAACUUGAGGCGUGGCGGGGCACCGGGGCCAGAGCGCGGGGCACUGCUCGAGCGGUACGCCCAAUGGACGGUCAUUGAGGACAGGGCAACGCUGGACGGUGCGUCGAGGGAUGUUGUCAGGCAGAAAUUCGUCCGGUGGCGUGAGGGCCGGAUCGUGACUCGGAAGCGAUCACCCAACUUUUUGACGCUCCCCUGCGACCCCAAGCCCCUGGCCCUGCCGCGCUUCGCCUACUGCCUCUAUGUCGACCACGAAUGCCUCGCCACGCUCGGCCCUCACCUUGCGGGCAAGCCCAGCGAUCCCACCCAACCGCAUUUCCCUCCCCCGCCGCUCGUCGCCAUCCUUAUAGACGGCGAUUACGUGCACCAGCCAGACGUCCAGGGGCCUUUUCCGCCCAUCGACGGCUCCACGGCCAGAUACGUGGGCUGGGAAUACUCCGACACGCGCUACAUUUGUUCCCUUUACGAGGAUUUGAUUGCUUCUCCCCUCGAUGAUUACAGUUACCGGCGACCUCCGGCGUUAACUGAGACAGGAUCUCGGUCGAUGCCGCUUGUGUAG